Pseudophryne corroboree (corroboree frog) is the source of this 827-nucleotide messenger RNA. It is a transcript of the gene SNX24, whose product is annotated as sorting nexin 24. NCBI's taxonomy places the organism in Eukaryota, Metazoa, Chordata, Amphibia, Anura, Myobatrachidae. The coding region runs from base 173 to 685 and encodes 170 amino acids. The record is from RefSeq and is a predicted model, not a curated record. Gene Ontology annotation, molecular function: phosphatidylinositol phosphate binding. The transcript has 7 exons.
CGCCUACUCUCCCUUCUCUUGGCCGGCGCUUGGGCUCUAGAACACGGCGACGCUACACACUGUGACGUCACAGAAACAUUCCACUGGCCGCCCCUGUGCUGCUGCUGCCAUCCCCUGUGUGUUGCCCGCUCCCGUGCUGCUGCCUGCUGCCCCGUGUCAGGAGGUCGGCACGAUGGAGGUCUACAUUCCAUCGUUUCGCUAUGAAGAGAGCGAUCUGGAGAGGGGAUACACGGUAUUUAGAAUAGAAGUGUUAGUGAAUGGAAGAAAACAUUUUGUUGAAAAGCGGUACAGUGAAUUCCAUGCACUCCAUAAAAAGCUUAAGAAAAGCAUUAAAACCCCAGAGAUGCCCUCAAAACAUGUGAGGAACUGGAUCCCUAAAGUGCUGGAGCAGAGGCGGCAAGGACUGGAAUCGUACCUACAGACUGUAAUAUAUGAAAAUGAAGAACUCCCGAAAAUAUUUCUUGAUUUUUUAAAUGUUCGCCAUUUGCCAUCAUUGCCGAAGGCUGAGAGUUGUGGCUCCAUUGAGGAUAUUGAAUCAGAAGAAAAUAGCAAACUGUCCCACCAGCCUGUACUGCUGUUCCUAAGGGAUCCAUACGUCUUGCCUAAAGCCAACGAUCGUGCAGCAAAUGUGGUGAUUGAGGGAGUUCUUAAUGGCAUAUUCUACCCACAUCUACAGACCAGCUAAAGCUGUAAUUCCACCUCUGCGAAUCCCGAAACCUGUGGAGCCAUUAAGAGAAGAAGCCGUGUUCUACAGUAUUUAGUUAUAUGCAAUGGAGUGUACUAUGGGGGUAAUUCCAAGUUGAUCGCAGCAGGAUUUUUGAUAGCAA